Molecule: messenger RNA, 1752 nt
Organism: Microthlaspi erraticum
Lineage: Eukaryota; Viridiplantae; Streptophyta; Magnoliopsida; Brassicales; Brassicaceae
Source: the annotation of a GenBank genome assembly
AUGGGAAAUUGUUUAACUGGAGAUGUGGCAGGAGGCAAACAAGCAAUCGGAGGGGUCCAGCAGAGGCCCACAUCAACGUCCAACAACAAUGCGGCGCUCAACGACGCCGUCGAUUUCUUCUUCCGAUCUCGUGGUCAAUAUCCUCUCUUCUCCCAAAUCGAGUUAUCUUUGUCAGCUUCAAACUUGAUUGACCGUGACAUCACAUCUAAGAGUGACCCAAUGGCUGUCAUGUAUUUGAGGAAAAAGGAUGGGAAGCUUGAGGAAAUUGGACGUACUGAAGUCAUACUUAACAGCUUGGAUCCAAAUUGGAUUGAGAAGAUUACAGUCUCUUUUCAGUUUGAAGCUGUUCAGACAUUAGUUUUUCACGUGUAUGAUGUCGAUUCACAAUAUCAUAAUGUGCCAGUGAAGACAUUAAAGCUGAAGGAUCAGGAUUACUUGGGAGAAGCCACCUGUGUUCUAUCCGAGAUUAUGACAAAACCUAACCGCUCUCUGACGUUAAACCUUAAUGGUAACUUUGGAGCUGGUGUGAGUAGACGUUUGGGAACACUCUCUGUUCAAGCUGAAGAAACCACUGCUUCUAAAACUGUCGUCGAGAUGAAUCUCCGCUGUAUCAAUUUGGAUAACAAGGACUUGUUCUCUAAGAGUGAUCCCUUCUUGAGAAUUUCAAGAAUAGUUGAAAACAGUGUAGCAGUCCCGAUAUGUCGGACUGAGGUAGUGGACAACAACCUCAACCCCAUGUGGAGGCCUGUGUGCUUGACUACGCAGCAAUACGGAAGCAGAGACAAUCCAUUGAUUAUCGAAUGCCUUGAUUUCAAUACCAACGGGACUCAUGACCUUAUUGGGAGGACACAGAAAUCUGUAGCUGAAUUGGAGAGACAUUGUCUCCAAAAAGAGUCUGUAAACUUUGUCUAUACAUCCACAAGUCACGGUCGCAACAAGGUUCUGAAAGGCCAGCUCAUCGUGGAUCGUUUUGUGGAGAAAGUUCAAUACAGUUUUCUUGACUACAUAUCCAGCGGCUUCGAACUUAAUUUCAUGGUUGCAGUUGACUUCACUGCUUCAAAUGGUGAUCCCCGAAAUCCAGGUUCUUUGCACUACAAUGAUCCAUCAGGCAAACCAAACUCGUAUCAGCAGGCUAUUAUGGAAGUAGGAGAGGUCAUCCAGUUCUAUGGUUCUGAUAGGCGUUUUCCUGCUUGGGGUUUUGGAGGGAGAACAUCGGAUAACACUGUCUCCCAUGCUUUUAACCUGAACGGAGCUCCACAUGGCGACGAGGUUGUUGGAGUGGAAGGAAUCAUGUCAGCUUAUGCGAGUGCCCUUCACAACGUUGCUCUAGCUGGACCAACUCUGUUUAGCCACGUGGUCGACAAGGCUGCUAAUAUUGCUUCACAGUCACUCUCACAAAACAUUCCCAAGUACUUUGUUCUGCUCAUCAUUACGGAUGGAGUUCUAACGGACAUGGCUGGUACACUAGACGCAUUGGUGAGAGCUUCUGAUCUCCCCUUGUCAGUUCUUAUCGUCGGCGUGGGAAACGCAGACUUCAGCCAAAUGGAGAUCCUUGAUGCUGAUAAUGGUCGCCGGUUGGAGAGUUCUACUGGUCGGGUAGCGACACGGGACACCGUUCAGUUCGUCCCUAUGACAGCAGUCCACAGUGGACAAGUGUCAGUGGUGCAGGCACUUCUAGAAGAACUUCCCGGUCAGUUUCUGAGCUAUGUUCGCUCCCGGAAUAUUAAUCCGGUGGGCGCCCCAGCGAUUUGA